Anastrepha obliqua is the source of this 1721-nucleotide messenger RNA. It is a transcript of the gene CAH7, whose product is annotated as carbonic anhydrase. The transcript is spliced from 5 exons. Gene Ontology annotation, cellular component: cytoplasm. Bases 251 to 1165 code for a protein of 304 amino acids. Lineage: Eukaryota; Metazoa; Arthropoda; Insecta; Diptera; Tephritidae. The record is from RefSeq and is a predicted model, not a curated record. Gene Ontology annotation, molecular function: zinc ion binding; carbonate dehydratase activity.
UUUGACCGCAACGGUUUGCUAUCCUCCCAUCCUAAUCCACUUGGCGGCACAGUGAUUAUUUUGUUUGCUUAAUGCCGCCGUUGUCAACUACGCCCGACAAGUGUCCCCAGUGAUAAGUGAAGAAGCCCUGUGUACUAUUUGCAUUGUGUCCAAAUAUCAUUUGUAGCAGAGUGUGAGACUUGAAUUGUUUGCUGUUGAGUACUGAAAAUUUAUUCAAUAGACCCACAGGAUAGCCCACGAAAAGCGCAAAAUGCAGACGGAAGUGGUUUUUGCCAUAGCACUUUUUCUGCUUGGUGAGCUACAAAGUGCAGACGCUUCGAGCUGGAGCUAUCCCAAUCGUGAAUUAGAUGAAGCAUUUCCGAGCUGGGGCGGUAUCUGUGAUACUGGUACCCGCCAGAGUCCAAUCGAUCUAAGCGUAUCCAUGUCAUUGAGAGGAGUAUUUGAUGAACUCGAAUUCGACAGCUUUAAUGACAAGCAAAAUGGUGUAACUAUCGUCAAUAAUGGCCAUACCAUUCAACUUGGCAACUUUUCCAAGGAGAUGGAACUAGAAGGUGGUCCACUGCUGGACGAAUUUAUCGUCGAGCAAAUCCACUUGCACUGGUGGUCUGAGCACACCAUCAACAACGUGCGCUACCCACUUGAGGCGCACAUUGUGACUCGAAAUAAGCGUUACACGAAUAUGACACAGGCGUCAAGCUUAAAAGACGGCAUAACCGUCAUUGCCGUACUCUAUCAUGUGUCGAAUGAGCGCAACAAAGCCAUCGAUCAAAUUAUUGAUUAUGUGGAAGACAUCAAAAGUUUCGAUAAAAUCAAUCAGCCGGUGCGCAUGAAGCAGCCAUUCGUAGUGCGACAACUCUUUCCCAAACUCAAUGGUUAUAUGACCUACGGCGGUUCACUGACCACACCGUCGUGCGCGGAGGCGGUUACUUGGAUUGUGUUGAGCGAAACAUUUCCAGUGACUUUAGAGCAGGUUGACAACUUCAAGGAGAUUCAAUAUGAGGAGAAGACAGCGCUGAAGAACAACUAUCGCGACAUACAAAAAAUCAACCACCGUCCAGUGAUUUUGGUGCUACCUGAGAAAGAUUACUCCACUGAUGAGGCGAAUUCUUUACACGUUUCAAUGGGCGCAAUUUUGUUUUUGUUGAUUGCCGCUAAAUUGUUUUAAUGUAAAUGUAUGUGCAUACGAGAAUGUUGUAUGUAUGUGCAUGCAAUCGGAGCUAUGUAAAUUUGGCUAUGCUUCGCCAUAACUUUAACGAUGUGACAGUUAACCAAAUAUUAUUUUAAGUUUUUAUUUCAUACGAACUCAUUCAACUCUUGGAAAAUCCAAACUGUGUCAUAAGCAUUUUCGUUUGUUUUUCUUUUCAAUAUUUAUACAUAUGCACAUAUCUAUGUAUGUAUGUAUGUAAGUUUGUAAGUACGAUAAUUAAAUUUAAGUAUUCGGGUUGGUGCUGUAAUCCACUGUCGAGUGAAUUCCAUUGAAAUUCUCUGGCAAUCGCAUUGAAGUGCGGCAGUGAAUUGCAAAACCUGCCGGUUGAUUAGGUACAAGGUGGCACAAAAUUAAUCACCCUAUCGGAAAAUUUUAAAUUUAUGCAAAUGGCGCCGAACAUGAAUCAUAUUUGACACUUAUGAAAUAACUGUGGCAUACAAACAAACAAGCCAUGAAACGUGUAAAGGUCGAAAACUAAAGACUCCCAUUACUCAAAAUAUUUUUUUUUUAUUUU